Molecule: messenger RNA, 192 nt
Organism: Strongylus vulgaris
Lineage: Eukaryota; Metazoa; Nematoda; Chromadorea; Rhabditida; Strongylidae
Source: the annotation of a GenBank genome assembly
GCUAACACGUACGAGGAAGCAGCAGCAUAUAUGCAGCUACAAUUUGAAAACAUGAAUAAACGACGAGACGGCCAGAAGGAGAUCUACACGCAUUUCACAUGCGCCACCGAUACCAACAACAUUCGCUUUGUAUUCGAUGCUGUUACCGACAUCAUUAUUCGUGAGAAUCUGCGUCAAUGUGGUCUUUUUUAA